GAUGUGUCAAUAGAGAAGGCGCGUUUGUACGUGGCGUGGGCAACGGACGCGGUGUUCAUGACGUAUGCCCUUGCUGGCGCGCUUGAGUCGGCCGCCUUGGGCGGCGCCCCAUGGAUGCUGACGGCGCGCUCCAAGGCCGGCCUGGCAUUGGUCAAGCGCAGGGUUGCCCAGAAGGCCGCGCAAACGCGCGGGGCCGAUAUGGCGGGCGUCCUGGACGGGGCCGCUUGGAAGCUCUGCGAGGACGCCAUCGACAAGCGGCAGAAUAUUGUCGAGCGCAAAAAGAGCUCGUGA
Molecule: messenger RNA, 291 nt
Organism: Prorocentrum cordatum
Lineage: Eukaryota; Dinophyceae; Prorocentrales; Prorocentraceae
Source: the annotation of a GenBank genome assembly